CUGCCAGUUUGUGGGGGCCAUACAAAGAUAUUUGGCAGGCAGUGGUUAAUGCUAUAUGGAAAAGGCAAUCUGAAGCAAUACAUGUUCUUGACCAGAUUUUAAAGAAACACAAAGCUGACUUUAUAUCACUCUUCAGAAAUCCGCCAAAGAAUGCCCAACAGCAUGAAAAAGUUCAGAAAGCAAAUACAGAGGGAGUUGCUAUCCAAGGUCAACAGGGGACCCGAUUGUUACCAGAACAGCUCAUCAAAGAGGCCUUUAUUCUGAGUGAUCUUUUUGAUAUUGGAGAAUUGGCAGCUGUUGAACUACUACUGGCUGGAGAACACCAGCAGCCUCGUUUUCCUGGUCUAACUAGGGGGUUAGUAGCUGUCCUCUUAUACUGGGAUGGAAAGCGAUGCAUUGCAAAUUCAUUGAGAACACUUAUCCAGUCUCGACGAGGCAAGACAUGGACGUUGGAGCUCAGUCCUGAGUUGGUGUCCAUAACAACACAGUUUACAGAUGAGUUGAUGGAGCAGGGUUUAACUCAUAAAAUUCUGACUUUGGUAUCUCAAAUUGAUGUGAACAUUGAAUUUGAAAAAUUACAGAAAGAACGAGGCCUGGGCAGUGAGAAACAUCGCAAAGAGGUUGCUGAUCUUAUCAAGGAAUGUCGGCAGGCACUGGCUGAAAGCUUGUUUGUUUGGACUUGCCAGUCACCACUAAGUCGUGAUGAUAUUUUAAUCCUUAUUAGUUAUUUCGAGAAAGUAACUGUAGAAGCUGAUGGGUCAUUGGACAGAGUAAACUUGGCACUACUUUUGGCUGUCCUGUAUUGUUUUGAUGUCAGUUUUCUAGAACAGAUCACUGAAGAUCGAGAUGAACUGAUGCGCCAGUUGCCGCUGCUAACAGACAGACAGUAUAUAGCAGCAAUCCAUACACGCCUUCAGGAAUCUCGGCCUUGGAAACUACCAGGACUUCAAGCUACUGUUAGGUUAGCUUGGGCGCUAACUUUGCGUGGAAUUUCACACUUCUCUGAUGUGACAGCAUUUGCGGAAUUCACUGAAGCUGAUGAAGCAAUGGCAGAGUUAGCAAUUGCAGACAAUGUUUUUCUAUUCCUUACUGAAUCUGUAGUGAGAGCAGAAAACUUUUAUCAGGAAGAAUUUUACAUCCGUAGAAUCCACAACCUUAUCACAGAUUUCCUUACCCUCAUGCCAAUGAAAGUGAAACAACUGAGAAACCGUGCUGAUGAAGAUGCUCGGAUCAUUCAUAUGAGUAUACAGAUGGGUAAUGAACCACCCAUAUCUGUUAGACGGGAUCUAGAACAUCUGAUGCUUUUAAUUGCUGAGCUGUAUAAGAAAGAUCCCUUUAAUCUGGAAUUUGCUCUUGAAUAUUGGUGUCCUUCAGACUCUUUGCAGAGCUCCACUAUCAUAGGAUCAUAUCUUGGGGUAGCCCAUCAAAGACCACCUCAGCGUCAGGUUGUUUUAUCAAAAUUUGUUAGACAAAUGGGAGACCUGCUUCCUUCCACAAUUUAUAUUCCUUAUCUGAAAAUGCUCCGGGGAUUGGCCAAUGGACCUCGGUGUUCUCAUUAUUGCUUUACUUUGCUAAAGGGUAAUGGUAGUACUCAUGCUGAAAACAUCCAAGGAGCAGGUGGCAGUCCUGUCUCUUGGGAACACUUCUUCCAUUCCUUGAUGCUGUACCAUGAACAUUUACGUAAAGAUUUGCCAAGCGCAGAGAGCAUUCAGUAUCGUCAUCUUCCUCUCAGAGGCAUCACACAGAAAGAACAGGAUGGAUUAAUUGCCUUUCUGCAGCUUACUAAGACUAUCGUGAAACGGAGUGAAAAUGCGCGAUUGGCUCUCUGUGAACAUCCUCAGUGGACACCAGUAGUUAUUAUUCUGGGACUUCUGCAAUGCAGUAUACACCCAAUUUUGAAAGCAGAGUUCUUAGAAACUCUCUCAGCCUUUGGGAAAUCUCCAGAAAUUGCUGCUUCACUAUGGCAAUCAUUGGAAUACACACAGAUAUUGCAGACUGUAAGAACUCCAGGCCAAAGACAAGCCAUUGGUAUUGAGGUUGAAUUGAAUGAAGUAGAAUCCCGGUGUGAGGAAUAUCCUUUAACUCGUGCCUUCUGCCAGCUCAUCAGUACCCUAGUAGAGAGUUCAUUUCCUUCUAACCUGGGUGCUGGGCUGCGCCCACCAGGAUUUGAGCCGUACCUUCAUUUUCUGAGAGAAUCUGUAUUUCUUCGAUUUCGGACCAGGGCCUACCGGAGAGCUGCUGAAAAGUGGGAAGUAGCUGAAGUAGUUCUGGAGGUCUUUUAUAAGUUGCUGAGUGACUAUGAACCCCAACUUGAAGAUUUUGUGGACCAAUAUGUAGAUUUACAAGGAGAAGAAGUAAUAGCUUAUAAACCACCUGGGUUUAACCUGAUGUAUCAUCUUUUGAAUGAAUCACCAAUGUUGGAAUUGUGUCUUAGCUUGUUGGAAGAAGGAGUUAAACAGCUAGAUACCUAUGCACCUUUCCCUGGUAAAAAGCAUUUGGAGAAGGCUGUACAGUAUUGUCUUGGGCUGCUCAAUCUAACUCUACAGAAAGAGAACCUUUUCAUGGACUUCUUAAGAGAAAGCCAUCUCUCUGUCAUUGUUACCUCACUAGAACAGCUGCUGCAAGGAAUCAAUCCUCGUACUAAAAAAGCUGAUCAUGUGGUAAAUAUUGCCAGGUACCUUUAUCAUGGUAAUACCAAUCCUGAACUGGCUUUUGAAAGUUCCAAGAUCCUUUGUUGCAUUUCUUGCAAUUCUAACAUUCAGGUCAAGCUGAUUGGAGACUUCACACAAGACCAGAGUAUCAGUCAGAAACUAAUGGCUGGAUUUGUGGAAUGUUUGGACAAUGAAACUGCAGAAGAAAUAAUUAAUCCUGAUGAAGAAUUUGAAGUUGAAAGGAAGCAAGCACCGAUAUUCCAUGAAACAAGGAUUAAUAUUCUGAACCUUCUCAUUACCUCUCUGGAGUGCAAGCCACCCAAUCUUGCUCUGUAUCUUCUUGGUUAUGAAUUUAGGAAGCCUGUCAGCACUACAAAUCUGCAAGAUCCAGGUGUGUUGGGUUGCCCUCGUACUUGCCUUCAUGCUAUUUUGAAUAUAUUAGAGAAUGGUACUGGAACAAGAUCUGAUCCCACAGCAGUUCGGGAAUCUCCACAUCUAGCAGAGUUGUGUUAUCAGGUGAUCUAUCAGUUAUGUGCGUGCUCAGACACCUCAGGACCAACUAUGAGAUAUUUGAGGACUAGCCAGGAUUUUUUAUUCUCUCAGUUGCAGCACCUUCCUUUUUGUGUCAAAGAGCAUGAGAUUCCUGCCUUGAAUCAGAUGUCAUGGCUAAUGAAAACUGCAUCUAUAGAAUUGCGAGUUACUUCCCUGAACCGCCAGCGUUCUCACACACAGAGAUUGUUACAGCUCCUUCUUGAUGAUGUGCCAGUCAAAUCUUAUUUAGCUGAUGGUGAAGGAGGGAUAGAAGAUGAUAGUCGUUCUGUCACUGGAUUCCUUCACUUUGAUACUGUUUCCAAGGUGCACAGGAAAAUCUUGAGCAUCCUUGAUUCAAUUGACUUCAGUCAAGAGAUCCCAGAGCCUUUGCAACUAGAUUUUUUUGACCGUGCUCAAAUAGAGGAGGUCAUUGCUAACUGUGAGAAUAGGACUGCACAUGGACCAAUUAUUUGCAAUGUGAAGCAUCUUCACAAAGUUCUGAUUGCUGAAGUUAAUGCCUUGCAAGGAAUGGCAGCCCUUGGACAGAGACCUUUACUUAUGGAGGAAAUCAAUACAAUCCUUCAGUAUGUUGUGGAGAGGAACAGGCUUCUUCAGUGUCUGUAUGCAAAGAAACAUGCUCUGGAGUCCUGGAGGCAGCUGGUUGAAAUCAUAUUAACUGCCUGCCCACAGGACCUCAUACAAUCUGAAGAUAGACAGCUUAUUAUCCGUGAUCUACUGCAAGAUUUACAUGAUAAGAUUUUGAAUGAUGAUGCAGCUCAAGAGUUAAUGCCUGUUGUGGCAGGAGCCGUGUUCACUUUGACUGCUCACCUAAGCCAGUCUGUGCGAACAGAACAAAAGGAGCCAUUUGCUAUCCCUAUGCCUGGACGUUCCCAAUUUGUCCUAAUGUUGGAUGGGUCUUUUGCUACAUCACCUGCUUCUGAAGACUUGGCAGUGGGAUUUGCCUCCAUUGGAGACUCUUCUUUACAUAUCAUAUUGAAAAAAAUUCUGGAUUUUAUUCUGAAGACCGGUGGUGGGUUCCAGCGAGUGAGGACACACUUGUAUGGAUCAUUGCUCUAUUAUUUGCAGAUUGCUCAACGACCAGAUGAACCAGAUACCUUAGAAGCAGCCAAAAGGUCCAUGUGGGAGCGUUUAACAGCUCCUGAAGAUGGUUUCAGUAAACUGCAGAGAGAAAACAUGGCUAUUAUUGAAAGCUAUGGUUCUGCCCUAAUGGAGGUAGUCUGCAGAGAUGCCUGUGAUGGACAUGAGAUAGGACGGGUAAAUAAAAUUAGACCUGUUAAUUUUGAACAGACUUAAUUCUUUAGGGAUGGGCAAUUAUGUCGUAAUAGUCAAAAUGCUAUGUCUGGUAUAACAAAUGAUUAUAUGAUUAUGUUGAACUAUCUAUAGUAUUUCAGUAGGUUGGCCUUCCUGACCAAAGUAGCAAAAAUACAGCAAGGAGCACUAGAGUUAUUGAGAUCUGGAGUAAUAGUGAAACUUGCACAGUUUCAGGUAUAUGAUAUGCGGCCAGAAAUAGAUCAACAAGGAAUAUUUGGAAUGCGAGAUCCUCCAGUCUUCAUUCCUGCUCCUGUAGAGCGUUAUCACCAGAUUCUUUUGCCUGCUCUCCAGCUUUGCCAGAUCAUCCUUACUUCUAGCAUGGCACAACAUGCUCAGGCUGCCAGGCAGGUUUUGCAGUUCCUAAUAUCCCAUUCAGAUGCUGUCCAAGCAAUCUUGCGGUGUCAGGAAGUUAGUGUGGGAGCCUUGCAAGAAUUGGCAUUACUAACUGGAAUAAUCAGCAAAGCUGCUUUACCAGGUGUGCUUGGUGACUUCGACCCUGAUUUCAAUGAAGGAAUGCAGAUUGAACUACAAGGACAUAUAGGGCGAUUUCAGCGCCAGUGCUUAGGCCUACUCACGCGUUUUGGUAGUUCAGAGAGACUGCACCAAUUCAGGUUGCAAGAUGAUCACACAGAGGCGGAUAGAGUGAACAAGAGAGAUGAUAUUGAACUAGCCAUGCAACAGAUCUGUGCCAAUGUGAUGGAAUAUUGCCAGCUGCUUAUGGUACAGUGUGCCCCUACUUUUGAACACACAGUUUGCCUCUUCACUCCCAGUCUUUCUGAGUCCACCAAUCGAGAUGGACCUCGGCAGGAUACACAAGCACCAGUGAUUCCAUAUUGGCGAUUGCCUGGCCUGGGUAUUAUUGUCUAUCUCUUAAAACAAAGUGCAAAUGACUUCUUCAGUUACUACGAUAGUCAUCGUCAGAAUGUUAGCAAGUUGCAAAAUGUGGAACAGCUACCACCAGAAGAGAUAAAAGAGUUGUGCCAGUCUGUUAUUCUAGCUGGAGUAGACAAAAUUUCCACUACCCAAAAGUAUAUUUUAGCAAAGCGACGUUUAGUGAAGCUGAUCAACAAUAGAGCCAAAUUGCUUUCUCUGUGUUGCUAUAUUAUAGAAACCUGUCUUUUUAUUCUUUGGCGGCAUCUUGAACACUAUCUACUACACUGUACUCCUGCAGAUUCCCAAGCUUCUCUUUUGGCUCCCAGGACUCAGUUGAGGAACAGAAGAUUACAAGAAACUAACUUCGAUGUAACAAGUGGAUUGAGCAGAGUAAGCCAACUUGAUAUAGAUCAGCUUCAGCUAGAGGCAACCAAUACUUUUGGAGAAUCCCUUCAGAAGAAACUUCUAGAUAUAGAAGGACUGUAUUCUAAGGUGCGGUCACGCUAUACUUUCAUUCAAGCACUUGUUAGACGUAUCCGUGGCCUGCUAAGAAUAUCAAGGGGAUGAAGAAUAAUGUUUAUUCAUUAUUGAUGUUUUUUGUACAAGUAACAUUUUAUAAAUUAUGGUGAAAUAAUUUUAAUAGGUUUCAUUACAUGUAUGAGUAAUUUUUGUGUGUUCUUGCCAUUCAUUACCUAAGUGGAAAAA
Messenger RNA from Protobothrops mucrosquamatus (brown spotted pit viper), 6092 nucleotides. RefSeq names its product nucleoporin 205 (gene NUP205). Gene Ontology annotation, biological process: nuclear pore organization. Gene Ontology annotation, cellular component: nuclear pore inner ring; nuclear pore. Lineage: Eukaryota; Metazoa; Chordata; Lepidosauria; Squamata; Viperidae. The record is from RefSeq and is a predicted model, not a curated record. Gene Ontology annotation, molecular function: structural constituent of nuclear pore. The transcript is spliced from 41 exons.